CACUUUACCAAAUUGUGAAAGAAAACACAAAAAUCUGCAUUUCUGCAAAUCCUCCUCCUCAUGCUGCUAAGGAAUUUUUAAGUUGAACCAUGAAAAAACUAAAGGUUGAAGUAUGCAUGAUCUCGGCUCGCGGGCUAAAUCGGCCGUCAUCGCUGUGGAAGCUCCAGUGGUAUGCAGUUGGAUGGAUAGAUCCGAAUAACAAAUACUGCACCAAGGUUGAUGCUUCUGGUAGCAAAAACCCAACAUGGAAAACCAAAUUUUCAGCAGUAAUUGCGGAUGAUAACGAUGGAUAUGAAUCGAAAUCUCCAACCUUAAACAUUCAAGUGUUCAGUAGAGAACCUAUCUUUCUCAGAGAGAAACUUCAGGGAACCGCUACCAUCCUCUUGAGGGAAUUUGUAGACAAAUAUUAUAGUAGUACUAUUAAUGUGAACAAUUCAUCGUCGCCAUCAUCAGGGUCAGUUGAAGAAGUGGGAAGCUUUCAGUUGAGGAAGAAGACAUCUGGGAAACCACAGGGAUUGGUGGAUGUUUCUGUCAGGAUAUUCGAGGAUAGGGACGAUGUAGGUGGAGGGAAUUUCCCGGGUUAUCAUUAUUCAGGCAACAGUGGAGAAGGAUUUGAUUUGGGAGGCGGAGACCGAGGAGGAAGUCAGAUGAAUGAAAUAUUUAUUGGAGGGGGGCGGUGGUCAAAUGUGGAAGACCAGCGUCUCCGUCAUCACCACCACCAUUACCAAUCCGAUCCUGAUUCUCGUCCUCAGCCGCGCCCGGCAGCUCAAGGUAGGUGGUCGGAUCCGGAAGACUACCCCCAUGAUACCCACCAGCCUUCCGAUUAUUCUAAUUCUCAACAAGACUACCCCCAGGAUCCUCAUCAGCCACCUGAUCAUUCCCGUCCUCAACAGCGCUCUGCAUUCCAUGGUGGGGGAUUAAAUGUCAGGGACAACCAUCCACAUGCUAAUACUCAACCGAAGGGUCGUUCUCAUUCUCAAUCUCCAGAAACCCAAGGUAGAUGGUCUAACGCAGAAGACGAUCACCAUAUCUCACUGCAACCACCUGAUGAUUCUCAACAGCGCUCACCACGAGGUAGGUGGUCAAAUGUUCGCCGACGCCGACACUCCCACACUAAUAAUCAGCAAACGGAUUCUCAGUCUCAACUGCAACAGGAAACCCAAGGUGGAUGGUCGAAUGUGGAAGACCACCACCACAGCUCACAACAGCAACCUGAUCAGUUUCAUUCCCAGUCACGCACAGCAGCCCCUCCAAACUGGAGACAACAACCAAAUGGAACUUACCCAGAUUCCCAAUUGAUGAUGCCAAAUAACAACUCAAAUCAGCAAUCAUUUUCAGCACAGAGCACACAAGGCUCCUACAGACCGCCUCCUCCACCCCCACCACCACCAUCACAUGUGGGGUUUUUACCCAGUUUUCUACCAAGAGCAGAUCCCCGCUUCUCAAGUGCAUAUGCAGAUAACAGAGGACCUGGUGGUGGGACUGCCCCAGCAGGGCAAGGUGCUGGUCCCCGAAAUAACAGUGGUGCAGCAAUGGGUAUGAGUGCCGGGGCAUUAGCAGCUGGUGCAGUCCUCUUUGGUGACGAUUUCAUUUCAGGCUUUGACAUCCCAUCAAAUUUGCAGGAAGAAACUCCUUAUUACUACUAAUAAGUUCAAUCAGAUGUCAGCAUACACAACUGUAAAAUCUGUAAUUGAAGUGUUUUCCUUUCUAUCAAAAAAUUUAGGUUUAAUUAUCUCUUCAAAAUCUCGGCACCUCGUGCUAUAAAUAAAUACUGUAUAUAAAUAAAUGAAUAAAUAAAAGGUACAAAUUGGUAAUAUUCACCCAAAA
This is a messenger RNA of Papaver somniferum (opium poppy), 1827 nucleotides long. RefSeq names its product protein bassoon-like. Bases 90 to 1646 code for a protein of 518 amino acids. The record is from RefSeq and is a predicted model, not a curated record. The transcript is spliced from 2 exons. Gene Ontology annotation, biological process: defense response. Lineage: Eukaryota; Viridiplantae; Streptophyta; Magnoliopsida; Ranunculales; Papaveraceae.